Messenger RNA from Monascus purpureus, 1792 nucleotides. The record is from the annotation of a GenBank genome assembly. NCBI's taxonomy places the organism in Eukaryota, Fungi, Ascomycota, Eurotiomycetes, Eurotiales, Aspergillaceae.
UGCCGCUAGGGAAUACGACGCACUCACUCUCACUGUAGCGCAGGUGCUGGAGUACAGUGCCACAAGGCAAUCGGAUUUCGGUAUAAAGCAGGAGGUCCCGGGUUUUGGGUCGGCUCGCUGCAUUCAUUGCCUUGUGUCAUAUAUAUUCCAUAUUACCGAUACGGGUGCUUUAUAUUCUUCCUUUCAGCUGGCAAGCUAUUACCGCAGCUUGUGAUAUACAUAGCAUCGAGGGAGAAAGAGAGAGGGAAAAGGAAAAGCACAAAGGAACGCACCCAAGUACAUCGAGCAUCACCGACAACUUCAACUUCACCGCACAUGUCCGCCCAUACUGCCUUUCCCCGCGAAGAUGAAAUCACAAAACGCGGCUACUCGACCUGGUUUGCAAAUCAGACUGUCUUCCUGACGGGCUCCACGGGAUCCCUGGGUGGUUGUCUACUAUACAAACUGGCUGUCCAGCUCCCAACACGCAAGAUCUUCCUUCUAAUCCGGGGCUCUCCGCAGCGAGCCAUCGACAAGUGGAUGCAAAGUAUGCCGGACCAGACGCAGGCCAUUCUCAACACGAAAAGAAUCCAUUUCAUCAUUGGAGAUAUAUCAAAGCCGGGUCUAGGGAUCAGCACUGCCGACCUGCAAACCCUGUGCGAGGAAGUCACUUUAGUCAUUCACGCGGCAGCCAAUAUUGUUCUGGAUGCAGACAUCCGCGACUCCAUGCGCAAUAACUGCCUGCCUUGUCUGGAACUGGCCAGGACGGUGCUUCGUUUUCGCAAGAUGAAGCUGCUCGUCCAGAUCUCCACAGCCUAUGUAAAUAGUUUCUUGCCAGACGGCCACGUCAAUGAGAAGCUGUAUGAUAUUUCGGAUAACAGCGAGGAUCCCGAGGAAGAACUCGCCGGUAUCAUGGCUGGGAAUCCUUCGCCGUAUGCGUCCCGGUUUGCCUCACCAUACGCCUAUGCGAAGCAUCUAAUGGAGCGCUUGCUGAUGAAGCGGUACCCGCUUCUCCCCUUGUUGCUGGUCAGACCAACCAUCUUUGGACCCGCCGUGAGAGACCCGUACCCGUUGUAUGGGCCCGAGAACUCGACCCCGCUGAACAAGUUUGCGCAAUUCUUCCUCGCCGAUAAUGGAGCAAAGCAGAUCUGGCAUGCUACAGAGGGAUACAAGACCGGUGCGAAUGUCUUGGAUGAGACGCCGGUGGAUUUUGUGGCGAAUGCUUGUCUGCUGCAUGCUGCGGCCCGAACAACGGGAAUCGUCCAUGUUGGCGCUGAACUGUUCAUAAGGCGCACCUUUGACGAGUUCAUUAGUAUGACGUAUGCCUCUGCCCCUCCAGAAUUUCGCAAGGACAUGCCCACUAUCAUCUUCACAGAGGAUCGGAGCGUGUCGCAGUGCUUUCUUGCUGAGCUGGUCAAGGUCAGUACACGCAACUGGUUGUUCGACUGCAGUCGGUCACACUGGUUGAAACAGGUAGCCGGGCCAUUGAGCUUAGAUACAUGUCGACCAGAGGUCGAAAAAUUGGCGUCUAUUCGAAUGCAGCAGAUUUUCAGUCGGAAUAAGCAAGGACGAGCGAAGCUGUAAUGUUUUAUACUAUGCUGGAGCGUGACGGAGGUCCCUUUCUGUCGGAUAAUUCUGCUGGUUCUGUUUGUCUUUAUUAUUGUUGAUUUGCCAUUCAUGUUGCCAUUGGGAAGAUUCCUAUUGACAGACAGCACCUGCUGUUGGCAUGAAUAUUUGGUUGUAUUUAGAUGGUUUAGCAGUUCUCGUCCAUUCCCGCAUCAAAGCAGUUAAUGAUAUUUUAAGUCGACCAGAG